Molecule: messenger RNA, 11139 nt
Organism: Ooceraea biroi (clonal raider ant)
Lineage: Eukaryota; Metazoa; Arthropoda; Insecta; Hymenoptera; Formicidae
Source: RefSeq, a predicted model, not a curated record
UACGUGCAACGGGGUGACUGUCGAGGAUGGGUGGUUGUUACGAAAGGACGAUUUCUCUUCCUGCACGACGUAUCGCGCUCCGCCACGCCCCUAUACGGGAUCUAUUUCUACAUUGGGAAAAAGUACUCUCGGAAUAGAGAACGGGGACGCGAAGGAGCGCGCGAGCGAGGGAUGGAAAGGGGCACGGAGUACGGACUGCCGGAAGUAGGUGGACAGAGGGUGGAAGAGACCACGACUGUGAGGGAGGAAAUGCGCGAAGCGAAGCGGAGCUCGCGAGAACGAGGGGGAGAGAAAGAGAGAAUCAGGGUUGCCGUUCUGUUUACGAAGGGCCACGGUAGCGCUCCUUUUUCUUUUUUCUUUCCCCGAGCUUGCGGCGACUUUUCGAUUUUUCCAGCCUUGCCGCUUCAGUCGCGCGCCCCAACUUUCCGUCAAGGAUUUUCGGGGAUUUCGUCCGCGGCCGGAAACAGAAGGGGAGACGAUCCGUUAAAUCGAAUUCUGCUAAUGUGCACGUGGCGGCGGUUCCCCUCCUCGCGAAAAACUCUUUCUGAUUGCACAUCACAGAAAAAUUAGCCGCGUAUCUGCGACGUACCGUCUCGCAGCGCGAUUUCCGGCCUCGAGCAAUCUCGGGAAACCCUCUUUCAGUGAUUUGAAAUUCCCCUCGGCUCCCUUGCUUACGUUGCUCUCCAUAAAUAAGGUAAUUAUAUAGCAAUAACGUUACAAAUCUUUCAUCUUUACAAAGCGUCUUUAUGAACGUCCCGCGUAGAUUUUGCGAUUAAUGUGAAAGUUCCUUUUUAUUUAAUUAUGAUUUAAUUGAAUGUCCCAUUUCCCUCAUCCCUUUAACAUGCAACUUUAAAUACCUCUUUAAUCAAGUUAUAAAUUAAAAUUCUAUUAAGAUAAAAUCAAAUUUGAAUAAGGAACGAGAUUUCGUUAUCAAUUUGCACGCCUCGAGUCUGACUCUCUUAUCGUUAGACGACCAAGUCCCUCAGAUUCUUAAUAAUUCGUAAUUGCAAAACCAUUCGCUCUCCACGAACAAAAGUCUGCUUCCUGGCGAUUAGCUGGAUUAACAGAGCACAUUGGAACGAACGAGUGUUGGGGUCAGUAAGUGUGUUUAAUUUAAAGGACCGAAUUAAUCUUCCAUUUCCAUUCAUCCAUUCGUUCGCCUGUCCGUUCGUUGUCCGUCCGUCCAUCCGUCCGUCCACCGAUUCACACCGGACAUGCAUGACAAGUGAACGAGCGAAAACAAAAUGAGCGGAGACAGUGAUAAAAAGAAGGCCGGCGAGAUUUCGAAAUCCGCCAACGAAACUGGCUUGGAUUGCGCGACAUUCCCGGAGUUCUGUUUCAUAUAUCCCAUAUCUUUAGAUGUUUUUCCAACGUCAAUCAGAAGUUUUCAAAUACAGACUGACCCGACAGUCAUUGAAAAGGAACCGGUUUUCCUUGUAAAAACAAGUUGAAAAUACAGAAUAAAGAUUUUUUCGUACCCAUGAAGGUCUCAUUUACGAGGAAAGCAGCUUUGGAAGUUGAUUCGGUAUAUAUUGACUCGGUCCAGCCUAUCGAAAUUCGAUACCUGCCAUAAGUUGGGCUCGCGCGUAAACAGCGUAUUUACGGCGCACUGAAAAACAUAUUUUAAUGCUGCAUAUUUUAACCGCCUAAUCCUUUAUACUUGAUAUCCCCCAUAGUUACAGUCGUAUUAAAAAAUAGUCGCGUUUGUACCUGAGAUAAUGCAAAUCUUCAAUAAUGAAAAAAAGAGAUUAAUAAAACAAAUGACGAUAAUAAUAGACAUCUCAGCGACUUCCUCUCAUAAUCUCAUACUCUAAUUUACUAAUUGCAGUUUAUUUACUAACUACUAUGAUACAAUGCAAUCGAUAUUGCGCGUACACGUAUCAAAUUUACGAUGCACAGCGAUCAUUCCGCAUGAAAUUCACGUCGCCGCAUCACCACCGCAGCCAUUCCUCCACCCUUUCGAAAACAUAUUUUCCGAAAGGGUAAAGCUCCCGUACAUCCUUUCCCUAUCUCUUACAAAGAAUUACCCUCCGCCUCCUCCGGCUGAACUCCGAUUUUAGGUCCUGCGGGAAUGCAAGAAGACAGAAAAAGAGAGACAGAAAGCGAGUAUACAAACAUCCUAAUGUCCAUGAUAAAAUAACGAUCGCGACAUUACCGCGCGUCUGCAUCGAGAGCGCAAGAUUUCUCUCUUGCGGAAUGCGGUUCGCACAGGUCACAUUUCUCCGUGGAAGGCAGCCGGAUAACCGGAAUAUUUUCGGCGGCGAUAAACAGCCAUUCGUCGUUCUCCCUUCACCCUGCCCGCCAACGGGAUCGCCUUCGUUUCUUUCACAGAUCCUCCUUCCUCCGGAGAAGGAACGCCUCCCCCGGCGUUUCCCUUUCGAGCGCCGUGGAUGUACGGGUAAUACGGGGGUACGAUCUGACGAAUGUCCCGGAGCAAAAACCCCCUUCGUUACCGGUCCGGACGGGGAUACGUCGCGCAGUCCUUCGUGGAGGAAUAUUAAGUGUACUGCGGCGCUUCGUCGACGCUGGCGUUUUUUCAAAUUUUCCCUUCUUCGAUCAAUCGAAGCGCGGGUAGUUCUUUUUCUUUCCUCCGUCCCCUCCGCCUCCUCAGUGAAAUCUGCGCCGUCGUCUAUCACCGACGAGAACGAGGGAGAGAUACAUUAGAUAGGUAGAUAAAUCCUUAAUACGGCGCGCAGAGAACGGCUUAUGGGCCGCGCAAAAUUGCGGGAAAUGCGAGUGAUACCCGCCCUCUCUACCCCCGACCGCGCCGCACGAGUCGCAAACUUUAGCGAUGCGUGUCGUAUAGCAAAUUUUUCUGGCGAGGGCUUGUACCCCUUGUAUAUUGCGCCCCUUCUUCCUUGAUUGCUUUUAUAUUGCUCGCGAUCCUGGCUUCAUAAAAUGCGUCUAUCAGAUGUAUCUCUCUCGAUCGACUUGCAAAUGUAUACAGCUCUCGCAUUGUUAAAACAAUUUCGUGAUUACAACGUUCAUUCCGCGAUUUCUAAACCUCUGUUGAACGACAGAUACCUUUAGCCUUUAAAACGUGUAGGGAGAAAGAUGGAAAAAUUCUAUUAUUAUUAAAUUGUUAUAAAAGAUAAAUUAAUAUGAAAACAAUUAUUAUAAAAGACAUAUUAAAGUGACGUUUUGUGUAACAGGAAAUAUUGAUUAUGUACGUAGCUAUCAUAGUUAAACGUCGUCUCUCGUGUUUUAUAUUUCCUUUAGUUUCGCUCGCGACCGUCAUAAAUAUUAAUAUGUUCAUAUAAUAUUCAUACACUCUCAUGCUUCUUUUAAUUUUAUUAAUCUACAGAUGGGUGCGCUCCCAUCCGCACGUGUGACCUAAAUGGGCAGGUGGAGUGAAUUUACAUUCCCAAAUAAUUUCGCAAAAAAACUUUCCUUUUAUAAUAUAUAAAACGCUUCUGCAGUAUUAUGCUUUAUCGCAUCACUGCGAAUGAAAUAAGAAAUAUUACUUCUGAAUAAACGCAGAGAUCGUACGAAAAUGAUAUUAAAUCAAAUUCAUCAAAUUUGCGUCUACAUCAUAUUAAAAAUAUAAAAAUAUAAAACAAUCCAGUUUAAAUUGAGUAGAUAUUCUAAAAGAACUAAUAAAUUCAGAGACAACAGAAUUAUCCGCCCGCUAAUUGCGAAAACUCAAAUCGGAGAACUAGUUGGCGGUAUCAGACAGAAAUCAAGGGAGAUAUCACGACGUUUCCGCGACGUUCACCACUAAGAUCGUGAUACGCGCGGGAAGGAUUGGUAAUUCUCUCGUGCCUAAAAUCCUCGAGAAUAUCCGCUUGAGGAUAUCCGCUCGAGGAGGGCCGCGCGGAAAGCUAAACGGCCGGCACACGAGCGAUGCGGGAUUUCCUACCGAAUAUUUUCACGCACGGAUAGCAAUUCGGUGACAGAGGGGGAAGAAAAGCGGGAGGAAAAUGGGGAGAUGGAGAAAGAGGAGAGGAAAGGCUCUUACCUCUUACAUCGAUCGUGAUAAUGCCCGAAAAGCUGACGGUGUCGCGCGUAUUACAACCGCGCGCGGAAUACACGCUUGCGCCCGCGAGGGAACGCGACAGCGGUGAUCGAUGGCGAUCGCCAGGGUGGUGAUUGAGAGGUCUGAUGUACCUUUUUCUCCUUUUCAUGCGCGAUAUGAUUCACGACGGCGCGAUAUCGGCGACGUGCACAUUGAAAGCUUCCCGACCGGGAUAACAGAAAUGGCGCGGGGGUGAAAAAAAGGAAAAAAAAUCUAAAGUGCACUCGAACGUUUUACGAUUCGACAGUCUUGACUCUGUCGCGCUCGCGUUUUCCCUUUACUGCCCAGAAAAUUACCUCACGUGACGGGUUUUCGCAAUACUCGCUACCCUAUACACACUGCCACCGAAUUGUAACGAAACGGCAGCAAGGAAUUUAACGAUUUAUCGAUAUCAAUCGAUACUUUUACACAAUAAUGACAAUUUGUAGGAAAAGGGAACUAUUCAGAUCAUAAAAUGCUUGGAAAUAAAAAUAGUACAUUCGCUUUUAUGUUAGAAUAGUAGAAGUUCAGUUCAGCACUUUAUGAUCGGCAAUCCGAAGGAUCCACGCUUCACGCUACCCCACAGUGGGCCAGGAGACCAGGAAAAGUGGCCAAAAGUCAGUUCCAGAGAUGAGAUCAACGUUAUAAUAUUUUUCGUAAAUAUAUUCUGCAAUAGCCAGAAAAAUGGAUUUAUUAAGCAUUAUCAUAUCUGUAUUACAAUCAUCGCAGUCUUCUCUAAAAGAGGGCAAUAGAUUUAUGUACACGUACACAUUUAUUAAGUGUUCGCAUAAUACAAUGCAUUUCCGUCGUCUCAUGCCAACAAGAGUAUUAAUAAAUAUGUAUUAUGUUUUAUUAAAAAUGUUCCAACAGUUGUCCUCAAUCGAACCAGAUCAUCAGGUCUCACAUACUUAAUAUUCUUUUUCGCCGAAAUGUAUUAGCUAUAUAUUACGAUUCGGCAAUUAUCGAAUCGGCCGCAAGGUAUUUAUGUGAGGACUCUGAAAUCGUAAGUAAAAUAACACCAAAUAUAUCAUAUAUACUAUACGUUUGAUUAACGAAUAAACAAGUUGUUUCAAAAUUUUAAGAUUUUGAGUUAACUUGAGAUAUAAAGAUCAUUUGUAAAGAUGUCCACAUUCACCAAAAAUGAAAUUCUACAACAAAUUUCAAAUUCCCGUCAAAUAGAUUUGGGUGUACAAUACAUUUUGGCGAAAAAGAAUAUUAAUAUUAAGGAGGUGAGACCUGAUGAUUUGGCUCGAUUGAAGAAAGCUGUUGGAACACUUUUAGCAAAACGUAAUAUUAAAUAUAAAGCCGCUAAUUGAAUGAAAGAGAGAUUCGAGCAACAAAAUAGCGAGUGGUUAAAUUCCGAGUUUCAUAUUCCCAUUAUUAAUACUGACAUAAAUGUUAAGGCACCUUCUGAAACGCGCAUUGGUUGUCCUUCUGUGGAAUUUAACCAGAAAUCUAAACGAUCGCAACGACGAGAAGUUGCUGAGAUUAGUGCCCAAUGCAAACAUAAUCCUCUGCGAAUUAUAAUGGCAGGUCGCUAUGCAGCAAGGCAAUGUGGGCAGAAAGACUUAUAUAUAAUUCUACGUAAUCUUUUGAAAAGUUUUGAACAUCCAAAAAAUAAUGUAAAAUUGCUAGAUUUACCAGCAUCUGUAAUUGUUAAGAAGACUCCUGAAGAAGGCUUGGCGUUUAUUUUAGACAAUUGUCUUUCUAAAAGUGUGUAUGCGAAUAUACGCCUAGCAUCAAAAUCUUCCGGAACUGAUAUUUGGCCAUCAUAUAAUAAUGUUAGGGAUAUUAAAGCACAAUGUAGGCCAUCAAAGGAAGCAAUUACAAUUUGUGAAAAUGUAGCUGAAGUUUCUGUUCAGGCACUCUUAAAUCAUACUGUCAAACGAAUUGUUGACUUACAAACAGAAUUAAUACUUGCAACUUUGCAAAAAAGUGAUUGUACGGAAAUUGAGGCCGUCUUUAUUUGCUCCUGGGGAUUUGACGGAAGUACCGGUCAUUCCAUGUAUCAACAACGAUACCAAGAUGCAGAAGAUGCAAACGAUGAAAGUUUGUUUGCAACCACUUUGAUCCCACUGCAACUAUCAACAUCUACUGGUCUUAUAUUAUGGAAUAACCGAACGCCACAGUCUGCCAGAUAUUGUCGUCCGAUCAAGCUCCAGUUCGUUAAAGAAUCACGCGAUGUAAUUGUGGCGCAAAAGUUUUGUAUUGAACAGCAAAUAGCAAAAUUGCAAGUAUUCGAGAUUAUGCUACAAAAUUUUAGUAUAAAAAUACAUUUUUCUCUAUUUUUAACUUUAAUCGAUGGCAAAGUCUUAAACACUCUCACGGAUACGAAAUCGAUGCAGACUUGCCCCAUUUGUCACGCAACUCCUAAGCAAUUCAACGAUCUUUCGAACAAAAUGAACGGAUUAUUUCUACCUGAUCCCAAUUCAUUGCAGUAUGGAAUUAGCCCGUUACAUGCAUGGAUUAGAUUUUUCGAAUGUUGUCUGCAUAUAUCGUAUAGAGUUACAAUAAAAAAAUGGCAAAUAAGAUCUGAUGAAGACAAACUUGAAUUUACUAAAAGAAAAAAACAUGUUCAAGAUCUUCUCUGGAAAAAGCUGAGUUUGAAAGUAGAUGUACCCAUGUCAGGCGGAAGUGGAACCAGUAAUAAUGGGAAUGUAGCUCGUCGAGCUUUCGAAGACGCUGAUCUUUUUGCUCACUGUCUCGGAUUAGAUAGUGAACUUAUUCGGAAGUUUAAGAUUAUUUUGAUUGCCCUAUCUUGUCAUCUGCCACUCGAUCCGAUCCGUUUUGACGACUUAUGUAGUUCUACUUCUGAGCUAUAUGUUGCUUCUUAUGCUUGGUACCCGAUGCCAUCUACUGUCCACAAAAUUUUGAUUUAUGGGGCUCAAAUCAUUUCUACAAGCAUAUUACCCGUAGAAAUACUUGGUGAAGAAGCAUCAGAAGCCAGGAAUAAGAAUUGUAAAAGAUAUAGAGAGUGUCAUAGUAGGAAGCACAGUCGUCUGGCAAAUAUGGAAGAUAUGUUCUACAGAGUAAUGGAUACGUCAGAUCCAAUUAUAUCAAAUAUCAGCCUUAAUAAUCGUCUUAAUAAGCAAAAACGAUUACCUUUUUCGCAAGAUGUAAUACGUCUGUUUCUAAUACCUAAAAUAGACGAAACUAUCCAUCCUGAUAGUGAAGAAUUAGAAGAUUGCACUGGUUUUAAUGAAAUUAUUUCCGUCUUAGACGAAGCGGUAUUAUCUACAGAAGAAUAGUUUAUGCACCCCGAAUAGUGAGAGGCGAUUACAAAAAGUAUCUUAAAAAAUCCACUGCAAACUUUCGCAGACACUGGAUAUUUUUUUAAAACUAAUUGCAGGCGUUCUAUUCGGCAAGUGUGACUUUACGAUUUCCUGAAAAUCAAUUUCUAUACAAAACGACUAAUUUUUAUAAAGUUCAGUCGCCAUGUUAGAUCCCCCAUUUUGAAUUUUGAAUUUUUGACAUCAUAUUCGUUAUUAGCGACCUCAAAAACCCCCAUAUAUCCAGUUUCAUUAAAACUGACCAAUUUUUAUUAAUUUCAGUCGCCAUAUCGGAUCCGCCAUUUUGAAUUUUUAAAUUUAGGCAUCAUAUUCGUUAUUAGUGACCACAAAAACCCCUAUAUCUCAAGCUUUAUAAAAAUCCGACAAAACCUUGAAUUUUGGCCACUUUUCUUGGUCUCCUGGCCCACUGUGUACCCCCUUAAAAAGUGCGCAACUCCUCUCAUGGAAUAACGCGAACGCGCGAGAGAAACUUUCACUGUAAAUGUUCCUCGUCGAGCGUUGUUAUUCUGCUCGAUGUCUUCGAGAGAUUAUAGUGCGGGUCAGACACUCGCCCUUCAUACUCGCGGAGUCCGAGCAGCUGUUCUUGUUCUUAAAAAAAUACAUUCUUGUUCUUGAAAAAAUAAUCAACUUUGUCUCGUUACCGCACAUCGAACCCACAGUAUUUUCAAGAUUAGUUGUAUGACAACUAAUAUUAAUUAGUCACCAAAUCGAACGAGCAAGAUACGUAGAAAUGUUCCCGUAGUAAAUCACGUCUGUGACGGGCAGCGCGGUGGCACGAUAGUCACAUAUUCCUUUACUUUAAGCUUCUACCUGAGGACAAAAGUCUGGCCUCGCGAUCAUAACGGAUAAGAGAGAUAAAGAGAGACAAAGGGAGAAAGAGAGAAAGAAAGGACGAGAAAACGAGCGGGACGAACUGUGAGUUUUAUGAAUAUAUCAUGAGGUCGAGGUAUCUCCCGGAUCGUGCACGUAGCUCGUCGUCCGAAAUCUGCAUACGGCCUCCCGGCGCAGCAUCGAGGCAUUGAAGGAUGACUGCCGGCAGUCCGGACAAGAAAAGAGAGAAAGAGACGGAGAGCUCGUCGCUGCAACGUAUUCCCGUUAGAGGAAAUUGAAAAGUCCCGACCGAAAUUGCACGCCUGAAUUGCACGCCCGAAUUGCGCAUGUACAUACCUACGGACCUACAUACGCGAGAAAAACGCGCGACGCGAAUCAACGGUCCAUAAAUCUGCGCGGAUCGUAAUCGAUCUCUGAUCCGGAACCAGCGCGUGAUCGACCUGAUUUGGUUCGUUAUCGCGAUCGUCAUUCUCGGAUGAGUUUCAUCGCCGCCACAACAACGGCAACCGCCGGUUCUUGGACCACCGAGAACCAUCGGGUGCGAAGCGAAUGCAAAUGGCACCAAGUUUGCCGUGCAAGUGUGUUUCGCGGCCGCGAUGUUUGUCGACUUCGGCUCCAUAUCGAAUAUUCGAUACCUCGAGGGAACACGUUAGGUGCCGUUCGAUCAAAUACUCCCGUUGUUCGAAAGUUACACUUAUUGAUCAGCAAUUUCGAAGGCUUUCGGCGUUUAACACCGACAAACCGCCGCGCCGGUAACAUGGGGUCGCUUCGAACGAGCGUUCGUUAUUUCAUUAAAGAGACGAGUUUUUAACGAGUACGCGGAUUUUCUCAAUUUUCGAGCAUAGAGCCGCGCGGAAUUCACUGCGCCUGAAAUUCCGCAGCGUGCCUAAUGUCGAAACUACCGAUGUUAUCCUACAAGUUCCCUCGACUGGCUCUCCUGUUGAGAUAAAAUUGAUAAAUUUUGUAUCUUUGUAGCGCACGAGUACCCAAAUGCUAAAAAUAAUACUUUAUUAUUAUUUCAUAUUAAUAAAAUGUCAUAUUUAGAUUUUUGAGAAUAAAUAAUACUCGAUGUGCAUGAGAGACAUGUUUAAAUGUAUAUCUUGAAUACAUACAUACGGAAAUACUUAAUUUAUUUCGCGAAUUCUCGUAAACUCAUUCAUAAAUUUAUAGGCCGUCAAAUGUAACAGUCUCAAUUAUCCGGAUUAAUAUUAAUUAUCAGUUUUUGUGAUAUUCACGUGCGUGCUCACGUUUCGCGGCUGCGACAGCAUUCACACGGCAUUAUUCACAACGUUUUGCAUUCAAACACCUCACGUCGUGUCACGUGCUCCCAUGAUCACGUGUGAUCGUAAUUUAUGAAGCAGUACAAGCAUCGAAAAUGCAUUCGAAAAGUGGUCCGAUUAGUGACGGCCGUUUAAUCGCACUUCUCCGCGCGCAAUAUUGCGCACAAACAAACGAAUAUACCAGCAGUGCUCAAACCGGCAUGUAAAAUUAAAUCUUCGUCCAUACGGCUCUAAAGGACCAACUGCCGAUUCGCGAUUAAUAUUGAUGAAUCCGCAUUAUUUGCAAUUCCACCACAUUAGAGUAUUUUACGCGUCAAAGGCGCCAGAUUAAAAUUUCACAUUAUCGCGCGAUCGCGUACUAAUUAAACAACAUAUAUAUCGCGCUACCAAGCAAUAACGAUAAUAAUUGGCUCGACUGUAAGCCGAUUACCGCGAUAUACACGCGAACGCCUGCUCACUCGGCCGCUCUUGCGUUCCUUUUAUUACGAUACCAAAAAAUUAUGUGGUCGUCCAAAUGGGGAUAUUAAAGAGCGCACCCAUCCAACCUCCUCCCCAUUAACGGCUCACUCCACCAACCUCCACCGCUGCGUAAAAGUAUUAAGCUUUUUUACAUUAAUGGAAUUAUUCUAUAAGGAACAUCUCCUCUCUUCCCGCAUUUUCAUAAGCUAAUGAAAAUUAACCCCACGGGUGUUGCAAGAACGACUUGAUAUUCCGACAACCAAGAACACGGCGAGAUUAAAAAUCAUUGCGCGUUUCGACGACGCGCGCCUGUUCUUUGCGAUUCGUGGUCGGCAGAUUAUCAGUCGCGUGAGAUGCGAGACAAUCCAGAUUUGCCAGACACGUAAGGGGAUGAACGCCUUUUAUAUCGAUAAACCGAGGAACGCUGUUGCGCCGUCGCACGAUAUAUGGGACAUCAAAAGCGUCAGCGGACGGUUUUGCAGAUAGCCCAGGCCGGAGCGCCUUAUCCGCGUGUAAGUACCGCGUUAUCGUUAUUGCGUGAUACCUCGAGGAUCAGAGUCAUGCAGUGCGUGAAAUUAAUGCAUUAAUUCGCAGCCUGUAACGUCCAGCAACGCGGCAAACGACGAAGCGUUCGGAGAGUCGAAAGUGAUUUCUUCUUAAAGCGGCACUGAUUUAAUUAUUCGCGUACCGAGCAUGUGUACGUUUGUGCAGCGAUUCUACUCAUCAAUCAGUACCAAUUUUCCACGAUUAUAUCUCCUCAACAUAUUGCUUCCUGCAAAUAAGGGGAGACACAAAGGGGCUAUGAACACGAUCCACGGCGACGACUCGCACCCUUGCGUGAUCUCGUCGAAGGGUGCGAACAACUCGUAUGGAAGGGAAUGUCACGGUCAUCAGGGCUCGAAACGAAUCGAGGCAGUAUAGCGCGAAAUAAUGGAAAAUAACCGCAGUGAUAAGCUUUAUCUUACGCUCCUUGAUCUUUUCUUAAUGCGCCGCGCGCGUGCACUUUUGUAUUUAUUUCUAAGCAACGCAAAGUUCAACUUAAAAUCAGAUUCGCGUAUCGUUUACGUUGUGACAGAGUAAGUUUAUUCCCCCAACGUCAACGUGAUCCGGCUCGUCGGAAGCUUAUAUAACGAUAGGAAAAUUUUAAAUAUUUUAUGUUAUAUUUUUCAUGGAUAUUAUUGAAAUGAUCAGAGCUAUUGAUAUUGUUAGAAUUAUUAGAAAUUAUCAUUACCUACUGAAGCUAUUGCAUGAAUUUUGAAAUUAUUAUAUUAUAUUAUUGGAUUGU